Molecule: messenger RNA, 2045 nt
Organism: Oncorhynchus kisutch (coho salmon)
Lineage: Eukaryota; Metazoa; Chordata; Actinopteri; Salmoniformes; Salmonidae
Product: potassium voltage-gated channel subfamily D member 1-like
Exons: 2
Coding region: 927-2045 (372 amino acids)
Biological process (GO): potassium ion transmembrane transport; protein homooligomerization; action potential
Cellular component (GO): voltage-gated potassium channel complex; neuronal cell body; dendritic spine
Molecular function (GO): protein binding; A-type (transient outward) potassium channel activity
Source: RefSeq, a predicted model, not a curated record
GACAGGAGAGGAGCUAAGGCUAAGCAUGACAAUCACUCCCUCACUCUCCGGUGUGCGAUGUGGUUCGAUUCCAGGAGAGGGGCUGCUUAUAAUUCUCUCAUUGCCUUUGCUUUCUCUUCCACAUUGUCUGCAGCUUUAAUGCAUGGUAUAAAAAGGGACGACCAUACAAGGAAUAGAAAUGCCUAAGACUCAAAAGUUUCCUUUCACAAGACCUCUGACACCAAAGAACUCGAUUAUACUUAAGGUUUGGUUGUGCAUUUGAGAGAGAGGGCGAGAGAAUCCAAGGGACAGAGAGAGGCAUCCAUAAUCAAGCUGGAGAGCAACAGUGAGAGGGAAAGGGAGAAAGCAAUGUGUCUAUCUUGCAACUUCGGCGACCAUCAUCACAAUUGAAUACGAAUUUGAAAAACCACAGCGCUGCAACUAAUCUGUCUUCUGAGAAAGGGGAGGCAGUAAGCGAAGGUCAGAGACGUAUUAUUUAUUUUAUUUUUAACACUACUGAAAAGCCAUAUACAGUAUUGUUCUACAAUAUUACUGUGCUAUUAUUUAUACAAACCCUGUCAAUAGUCUGAUGUUUUAUGAAUCAGGCCUAGUUUUCCUGAGCUAUUCCAAUGGCCUGAACUUUAGGUUCAGUCCCCAACUGCCUUAUCUUGACCCUUUUCUUUGAUGAUGUAAACACUAUCAUCUCCCUGCCUGCCUUACAUUUCCCUCCUACUGAAGCCAAUGCACAAACAAACUGACAGACUGGAAAUGGAGGCAAGCCAACCCGGUUGUUGAGGCCUUCAGUUCGGAUGAUUAGAUCGGAUAUACCUAUACUUUUCCUCCUGAUCCGGAAAAAGGCCCAGAAAUAGCCCUCAAGUACCUAGACACACUCCGUACCUUUACCCACCAUCCCGUCUUACUCCUGAAACAAAAGCUACUAAACAAAAAUGGCUGCUGGAGUUGCAACAUGGAUGCCCUUUGCUCGGGCAGCAGCCGUAGGCUGGCUACCACUGGCCCAAAAGACCAUGCCCAAGCCUCCUGUGGACAAAAAGAGUCGCAGUGAUGAGAUCUUGUUUGUAAAUGUGAGUGGACUACGCUUUCAGACAUGGAAGAACACCUUGGACCGUUACCCAGACACCCUUCUAGGCAGCUCAGAAAAGGAGUUUUUCUACAAUGAGGAAACUCAGGAAUAUUUCUUUGACAGGGAUCCAGAGAUGUUCCGCCAUAUACUAAACUUUUUUCGAACAGGCAAGCUACAUUACCCCCGACAUGAAUGCAUUCAGGCUUUUGAGGAAGAGCUGGCUUUCUAUGGCAUAAUACCGGAGAUCAUAGGUGACUGCUGUAUGGAAGAGUACCGGGAUCGCAAGAAGGAGAACCAGGAGCGUUUGGCUGAGGACACCGAGGCCGAGAAUGCCGGAGACGCUCCCCUGCCCCCAGACGCCACAUUACGAGAGAGGCUAUGGAGGGCCUUUGAGAACCCUCACACAAGCACCAUGGCCUUGGUUUUUUACUACGUCACUGGCUUCUUCAUCGCUGUGUCUGUUAUUGCCAACGUUGUGGAAACAGUUCCCUGCCGACCAAUCAAAGGGAGUAUAAAGGACCUGCCAUGUGGUGAGAAGUUUUCAGUGGCCUUCUCUUGUUUGGACACGGCCUGUGUGCUUAUCUUCUCCUUUGAGUACCUCAUGAGACUGUAUGCUGCCCCCAGCCGCUGUGAUUUUGCGCGUUCGGUGAUGAGCGUGAUAGACGUGGUGGCCAUCUUGCCCUUCUACAUUGGCCUUGUCAUGCCAGAGAAUGAGGAAGUCAGUGGGGCCUUUGUCACCCUGCGAGUCUUCCGGGUGUUCCGUAUCUUCAAGUUCUCCCGUCACUCUCAGGGCCUGCGUAUCCUGGGCUGCACGCUGCAAGCCUGCGCCUCGGAGCUGGGCUUCCUCCUCUUCUCCCUCACCAUGGCCGUCAUCAUCUUUGCCACCGUCAUGUUCUACGCUGAGAAAGGCACCAAGGGAACCACGUUUUCCAGCAUCCCUGCCUCCUUCUGGUACACCAUCGUCACCAUGACAACACUGGGGUAA